AUGAAUUACGAGCGCAUGUCAGCCGAGAUACCCACUCUCUACCGGCUAUCUAGGGAGUCCAAAGAGGCCGACCUCCUUAAUGGUCUUCUGGGCUGGGUCCGCAACGAUACCUUUGGAAAAGUGGCUGAAGUUUGUGCUCUCUGGGGUGCAAUCGUUCAGGCCAAUAAGCACCUUGCCAAAGUCGAUCGUACGCUGCAAGCGCGUACGAUUGAACAUGAGCACUUCAAUCUCAAAGAAGUCUUGAAUUCGGAGUUGAAGCAAGCCAAGGAAAUGAUGGCUGCCAUUCCUGGUGGCAGACGUGCAACUACAGUCACUACUGAUGAGGAUUUUUCUCUUGCUAUUAAGCGGUUGAAGUAUCUCCGUGAGUACAAAUAG
Molecule: messenger RNA, 375 nt
Organism: Penicillium expansum
Lineage: Eukaryota; Fungi; Ascomycota; Eurotiomycetes; Eurotiales; Aspergillaceae
Exons: 3
Coding region: 1-375 (124 amino acids)
Source: RefSeq, a predicted model, not a curated record